CCAACCGGGUGCUGCUGGCCCUGUUCACCAUCGAGAUGCUGAUGAAGAUGUACGGGCUGGGCCUGCGCCAGUACUUCAUGUCCGUCUUCAACCGCUUCGACUGCUUCGUGGUGUGCAGCGGCCUCCUGGAGAUCCUGCUGGUGGAGUCGGGCGCCAUGACGCCGCUGGGCAUCUCCGUGCUGCGCUGCAUCCGCCUCCUGCGGAUCUUCAAGAUCACCAAAUACUGGACGUCCUUGAGCAACCUGGUGGCCUCCCUGCUCAACUCCAUCCGCUCCAUCGCCUCCCUGCUGCUGCUGCUCUUCCUCUUCAUCGUCAUCUUCGCCCUCCUGGGCAUGCAGCUGUUCGGGGGCAGGUACGAUUUUGAGGACAUGGAGGUGCGGCGCAGCAACUUCGACAACUUCCCCCAGGCCCUCAUCAGCGUCUUCCAGGUCCUGACGGGUGAAGACUGGACCUCCAUGAUGUACAACGGGAUCAUGGCGUACGGCGGGCCGUCCUACCCUGGCGUGCUCGUGUGCAUUUACUUCAUCAUCCUUUUCGUCUGCGGCAACUAUAUCCUGCUCAACGUCUUCCUGGCCAUUGCCGUGGACAACCUGGCCGAGGCGGAGAGCCUGACUUCCGCCCAGAAGGCCAAGGCCGAGGAGAGAAAGCGCAGGAAGAUGUCAAAGGGUCUCCCAGAUAAGUCAGAGGAGGAGAAGUCCAUGAUGGCCAAGAAGCUGGAGCAGAAACCCAAGGGUGAGGGCAUCCCCACCACGGCCAAGCUGAAAAUUGAUGAGUUUGAAUCUAACGUCAAUGAGGUGAAGGAUCCCUACCCCUCGGCUGACUUCCCAGGGGACGACGAGGAAGAUGAGCCUGAGAUCCCAGUGAGCCCCCGACCGCGCCCGCUGGCCGAGCUGCAGCUGAAAGAGAAGGCGGUGCCCAUUCCAGAGGCCAGCUCCUUCUUCAUCUUCAGCCCCACCAACAAGCUCCGCGUCCUGUGUCACCGCAUCGUCAACGCCACCUGGUUCACCAACUUCAUCCUGCUCUUCAUCCUGCUCAGCAGUGCCGCCCUGGCUGCCGAGGACCCCAUCCGGGCGGAGUCCAUGAGGAAUCAGAUCCUCAAGUACUUUGACAUUGGGUUCACCUCUGUCUUCACCGUGGAGAUCGUCCUCAAGAUGACGACCUACGGGGCCUUCCUGCACAAGGGCUCCUUCUGCCGCAGCUACUUCAACAUGCUGGACCUGCUGGUGGUGGCCGUGUCCCUCAUCUCCAUGGGACUUGAGUCCAGCGCCAUCUCCGUGGUGAAGAUUCUGAGGGUGCUGAGGGUGCUGCGACCCCUCCGAGCCAUCAACAGAGCCAAGGGGCUGAAGCACGUGGUGCAGUGCAUGUUCGUGGCCAUCAGCACCAUCGGGAACAUCGUGCUGGUCACCACCCUGCUGCAGUUCAUGUUCGCUUGCAUCGGCGUGCAGCUCUUCAAGGGGAAGUUCUACAGCUGCACCGACUUGUCCAAGAUGACGGAGGAGGAGUGCAGGGGCCACUACUACGUGUACAAGGAUGGGGACCCCACGCAGGUGGAGCUGCGUCGCCGCGAAUGGGUGCACAGCGAUUUCCACUUCGACAAUGUGCUCUCAGCCAUGAUGUCCCUCUUCACCGUCUCCACCUUUGAGGGAUGGCCUCAGCUGCUGUACAAGGCCAUAGACUCCCACAAGGAGGACGUGGGCCCCGUCUACAACAACCGAGUAGAGAUGGCCAUCUUCUUCGUCAUCUACAUCAUCCUCAUUGCCUUCUUCAUGAUGAACAUCUUUGUGGGCUUCGUCAUCGUCACCUUCCAGGAGCAGGGGGAGACCGAGUACAAGAACUGCGAGCUCAACAAGAACCAGCGCCAGUGUGUGCAGUACGCCCUGAAGGCCCGGCCGCUGAGGUGCUACAUCCCCAAAAACCCAUGCCAGUACCAGGUGUGGUACGUCGUCACCUCCUCCUACUUUGAAUACCUGAUGUUCGCGCUCAUCAUGCUCAACACCAUCUGCCUGGGCAUGCAGCACUACAACCAGUCAGAGGAGAUGAACCACAUCUCAGACAUCCUCAACGUGGCCUUCACCAUCAUCUUCACCCUGGAGAUGAUCCUCAAGCUCAUGGCCUUCAAGGCCAGGGGCUACUUUGGAGACCCCUGGAAUGUGUUUGACUUUCUGAUUGUCAUCGGCAGCAUCAUCGACGUCAUCCUCAGCGAGAUUGACACUUUCCUGGCCUCCAGCGGGGGACUGUAUUGCCUGGGUGGAGGCUGCGGGAACGUUGACCCGGACGAGAGCGCCCGCAUCUCCAGCGCCUUCUUCCGCCUGUUCCGAGUCUUGAGGCUGAUCAAGCUGCUGAGCCGGGCAGAGGGGGUGCGCACCCUGCUGUGGACGUUCAUCAAGUCCUUCCAGGCCCUGCCGUACGUGGCUCUGCUCAUCGUCAUGCUCUUCUUCAUCUACGCUGUCAUCGGCAUGCAGAUGUUCGGAAAGAUCGCCAUGGUGGACGGGACUCAGAUAAACCGGAACAACAACUUCCAGACCUUCCCUCAAGCCGUGCUGCUGCUCUUCAGGUGUGCGACAGGGGAGGCCUGGCAGGAGAUCCUGCUGGCCUGCAGCUAUGGCAAGCUGUGUGACCCGGAGUCGGACUACGCCCCGGGGGAGGAGUACACGUGCGGCACCAACUUCGCCUACUACUACUUCAUCAGCUUCUACAUGCUCUGCGCCUUCCUGGUCAUCAACCUCUUCGUGGCUGUCAUCAUGGACAACUUUGACUACCUCACUCGGGACUGGUCCAUCCUGGGCCCUCAUCACCUGGAUGAGUUCAAGGCCAUCUGGGCAGAGUAUGACCCGGAAGCAAAGGGGAGGAUCAAACACCUGGACGUGGUGACCCUGCUGAGAAGGAUCCAGCCCCCUCUGGGCUUUGGGAAGUUCUGCCCGCACCGGGUAGCAUGUAAGCGGCUGGUGGGCAUGAACAUGCCCCUGAACAGCGACGGCACAGUCACCUUCAACGCCACUCUCUUCGCCCUGGUCCGCACGGCCCUCAAGAUCAAGACAGAAGGUAACUUUGAGCAGGCCAACGAGGAGCUGAGGGCCAUCAUCAAGAAGAUCUGGAAGAGAACCAGCAUGAAGCUCCUGGACCAGGUCAUCCCCCCGAUUGGAGAUGAUGAGGUGACAGUGGGCAAGUUCUACGCCACGUUCCUCAUCCAGGAGCACUUCCGGAAGUUCAUGAAGCGCCAGGAGGAGUAUUACGGGUAUCGGCCCAAGAAGGACAUCAUACAGAUCCAGGCCGGACUGCGGACGAUCGAGGAGGAGGCAGCCCCCGAGAUCCACCGCACCAUCUCAGGAGACCUGACAGCCGAGGAGGAGCUGGAGCGAGCCAUGGUGGAGGCUGCGAUGGAGGAGGGAAUAUUCCGGAGGACCGGAGGCCUGUUUGGCCAGGUGGACAACUUCAUCGAAAGGACCAACUCCCUGCCCCCCGUCAUGGCCAGCCAGAGACCCCUCCAGUUUGCCGAGAUAGAGAUGGAAGAGCUGGAGUCACCUGUCUUCUUGGAGGACUUCCCUCAAGAUGCACGCGCUAACCCUCUGGCUCGUGCCAAUACCAACAAUGCCAACGCCAAUGUUGCCUGUGGCAACAGCAACCAUAGCAACGACCAGGUGUUUUCCAGUGUCCGUUAUGAGACGGAGUCCCCGGGAGAGACGGAGACGCCCGCCGCCGGAGGAGGAGCCCUCGGCCAAGGCCACAGGGGGCUGGGACCCCACAGCAAACCCUGUGUGGAAAAGUUGAAGGGACAGCUGACCCAGAGGGUAACGCCCGGAGGCCAGGCAUCUCCUGCCCACCACCAGGGCCCCAGGCCUGAGGAGAGAAGGAGUUCCACACCAGGGUCUCUGCAGGAGGAGACACCCCAUGGCAGGAGCACCAGGGAGGACACUUCCAGGUGCCCAGCCCCAGCUACGGCCCUGCUGAUCCAAGAGGCUCUGGUUCGAGGGGGCCUGGGCACCUUGGCUGCUGAUGCUGACUUCGUCAUGGCAACAGGCCACGCCCUGGCAGAUGCCUGCUGGAUGGAACCAGAAGAAGUGGAGGUUGCAGCAACAGAGCUACUGAAGGGCCGAGAGUCCCGAGAGGGCACGGCCAGUGCCCUGCGGUCCUCCCUGGACAGCCUCGACCAGCAUCAGGGCUCCCGGGAGACCCUCAUUGCCCCCAGGCUAUGAAGCCCACACAGCAUCGGUGUGGGCUUAGCGCUAGCAUGACCGGGGGGUGGGGGUGCUGGCGAGAAGGGCCAGUGCACCGCGGCAGCCUCCUCCCCCAGCAGCUAGAUGCACGGGCUGAGUAGAGGUGUCAGGACCCCCUCAAAAAACCAGGAGGAAGUAAAUGGACAGGCCCUUCCCUCACCAGCAAGAGGCACCAUUGGAGGAGCUGCUAAUGUCAUUCAGAAAGGCCUGGUUGGUGCCAGUGUCUGUCUGGCCUAGGGCCACUCCCACCAACGGGACAUUAAAGCCUCCAGGCCUGUGACACUGGCA
Messenger RNA from Propithecus coquereli (Coquerel's sifaka), 4502 nucleotides. RefSeq names its product voltage-dependent L-type calcium channel subunit alpha-1S-like. Gene Ontology annotation, cellular component: membrane; voltage-gated calcium channel complex. Bases 36 to 4193 code for a protein of 1385 amino acids. The record is from RefSeq and is a predicted model, not a curated record. The transcript is spliced from 34 exons. Lineage: Eukaryota; Metazoa; Chordata; Mammalia; Primates; Indriidae. Gene Ontology annotation, biological process: calcium ion import across plasma membrane. Gene Ontology annotation, molecular function: high voltage-gated calcium channel activity.